AGACAGAGCGGGCGGAUGACGAAGAUGACGAGAACAGGCACAAGCGGUGGAACGCCAGACUUCUGCACAAUGUUCCCACGAACUACAACUACCAUCAGCACAGUGUUUCAGAAGCACAGAGAGCACAGCAUAAAAUGUCCACGGAUCUGUACAGGAAUUCAGAGUAUGACAAGCUCUUCUUGUCACUCAUGUCACCACUGCCGAAUGAGCAGGACUUUGCCAUCAAUGUCUGCACGCUGAUGUCCAAUGAAGGCAAGCACACGCUGAAGAUCGAGCGAUGUCCAAAGCUUAUUGACAUUCUUCUGGCGCACGCAGGACUCUUUCAACAUCACACAAUGAGGGACAUCUUCACGGAAUACUAUUCGAAGAUUCGGAAGCACUCGUUGCAAACGUUCUGGAAUGAUUGUCUGCAGGACAAGCCGCAAAUACUCGAGUUGUCGUUUGACGACUACUUCACCAAUUCGGAUGAGAAACUGGUGCGCGCCGCCGAGGUGGUGAGCAAACAUUUGCAGCGAGAUGUGCAGGAUGUUGUGCUGGUGGAGGAGGCGGAAAAGGACUGCAGCUUGGAAGUGGCGGAGAUGAGUUUCCUGAGCUUGGGCCGCGGAUUGGGCACUCAUGAGUACAUUGGACAGCGAAUAACGCAGAUAUCGACGAUCAUUCGCAAUCUGAGCUUCAUUGAGGACAAUGUGCCUGUGUUGGCGCGAAAUCGGGCGCUCGUGCGCUUCCUCGUGAUGAGUGCCAACAUCCGCUGGAGCAAUCUUCAUCACAUGGGUCUGGAUAUAUUGGGCAAUCUGGCCCUGGAACUGGAGCUGAGUGAUCCCAGCACGGACGACCUGACGCGGUGUCUCCUGUCGACGAUUACGGAAGGGCUGGAGUCGCAGGAUCGUGGAGUUAUCAUCAGUUGCCUCGAAGUAUUAUACAAGCUAUGCCAAAAAUCCUCAAACGACGACCACUUGCAGAAGUGUCUGGACAAGAAGGUGUAUCGCCAGGUGUGUCUCUAUCUCAGCCUCAACGAUAUCAUGCUUCUGCUGUACACACUCGAGUGCAUCUACGCGCUGAGCCUGCUCGGCGAGCGCUCCUGCAAUGCCAUCGUUCAGGUGCGAGGAGUUGUGGACACUCUGGUGUCACUGGUCACGGUGGAGGCGCAGAGUUACGGUGCUGACGGAUGUAUUCUGAUGCGUGUUGUUGAGACAGUGCCGGGAAAUGCACACUUCUCUUCGCUGGCGUCGCACAACAUCAUCAACAGUGGCUCAAUGAUCAACCAUCCGGCUAAUCUCAUGACUCACUCCACCUCUGGCUACUCAACUCACUCAUUGACCACCCUUAGCCAACAUGAUGCUCAAAAAAUUUGCACAUCAAUUCCACCGCUGGUCGCCAACAACAGUCCCAUCAAGGCGAUCAUGCCCUCACAGUUGGUGUCGAGUGUAGCAGCCGUGCCGGUCGGCGUGGCUUCACCCAAAUUACCACAAAGUGCCCAAAACAAUCCCAAUGUGGCGAUAGCCAAUGCCCAGAACAGUGCAGCAUCGAAUGUUCCGGUGAUUUCUGUUGAUUCGCAGUCUUCGCAGCAGAAUUCACCAACUGUCGCGGCAAAACACGCUCAACAGCAAUUGAUACAGGAGAACGAACAAUUUGCCCUGGCCUGGCUGAGGGCGACUUUUGAGCCCGCCGUCAAUCUCAAUACGCGCAUUGAGCAACAGGAAUUGUAUAAAAUGUACAUAACAGCGAGUUCUAAAUUGGGACGACGAGGUGUGGUGUCUCCAGUGCACUUUCCUCGGUGUGUCCGGUCGGUUUUUGGCGGCACUGUUGGACCGAAUCCUAUGAAGCUGGAACAAGUGCCAUCGGAUAGUCCUCAGUUCUAUUAUGAGGGCAUCAAGAUCCGCGCGAAGCCUCUGCCUGUGGUGCACAAGGGGAUGAUCGUGGUGAGUUGGGGAAGAUUCGCUUGCUUUUUCCUUGUUCAUGUGCUGCACCUUCUUUCUCUGUUUCGAGUUGUCUUCUGCUUUUUGUCUUCGACGGGGGGAGAAAGUUUCUCUCUGUCUUCGGGGGGAAUGGUAGAAUUUACUUUGAUUACACUACAUGAAUAGAUUAGUUGUUGUUGGUCUUUUUUUCUGGUGGAGGGCUCAGUAUUGUGAAUGCUCUUCUCUGUCCUGUGCUGCUAUGCUUCUUGAAAUCGACAUGCUAGAUGAUAAACACUGACAUUACCU
Phlebotomus argentipes is the source of this 2201-nucleotide messenger RNA. RefSeq names its product AT-rich interactive domain-containing protein 2 (gene Bap170). Gene Ontology annotation, cellular component: SWI/SNF superfamily-type complex. Lineage: Eukaryota; Metazoa; Arthropoda; Insecta; Diptera; Psychodidae. Gene Ontology annotation, molecular function: DNA binding. The record is from RefSeq and is a predicted model, not a curated record. Gene Ontology annotation, biological process: regulation of DNA-templated transcription. The transcript is spliced from 5 exons. Bases 135 to 2081 code for a protein of 648 amino acids.